AUGGAUAUCGCAGGUGAUCGAUCGUGGGAGAGGAGGAUGCGGCGGAUCCUGAACCUGGGGCUGUUUGACGGGGCCAAACGCGCGUAUUCGCUGCGGCGCCUCGACCUGCAGGAGCUCUCCGAUGUCAAGUUCUUCCACCCGACGGCACAAGAGGCGGCCGCGCAUGGCAAGGUGCUGCCGACGCUGACGCCCGCCAAGGCUUGUGAGCUCGACAGGAAAAGAAGGACCCGCAACACCCGAGAUCUGGCGACGGCGACGCCCAUGAUCAAUCCGCCAGAAAGCGAGCUGCUCCUGAGGCCACCGCAAGUCUCCUACUCCAUACGGAGCCCUCGCGCCGUUCAUUUCCUGCCCACCUUCACAGAGAGCAAGGUCGUCUUGGCCGACUGGGGCAACCGCAUGUUACGCGCCGACAUCAUCGACGGCUGCUGCUACGUCGACACCCUGCCAGGCCUCCACGGCUUCAAGCACUCGCCGCUGUCCAUCUCCGUCCCUCCUGCCAAGUUACACCGCCUUGACGGCCAAGACACCGGCGACCUCUACAUCAUCGACAGCGUCCUCCAUCCCAACAAGGCGGAGGUACGACCGCAGUUCGAGGCCCUGGUGUGGAGGGGUUUCACCACGUCCAUCGUGUCUGACAGGUUCUGGCACUGCGACAUCCUCCCGCUGCCGCCGUGGAUCACCCACCACAGGAAUGCCUUCGUCUACGGUCACGCCCUCGUCGGCGACACCAUCUGCUUCUCCAUCUCUAGCUAUGGCUCCGAGUGCGAAGAAGGCACCUACUGCUUCCACACCGCGACUCGUGAGUGGAGCAAAGCUGGCGACUGGCUCAUGCCCUUCUAUGGCAAGGCGGAUUACGUCCCGGAGCUUGGACUCUGGUUUGGCAUCUCUUCAGAAGGCAACCUCCCCUGCGCUGCCGACAUCUCCGGCGUCAUCAAAGGGGAGGAGCCACCACCGGACAAGAUUCGGAUCUGGGUACAUGAUGACAUGCCAGCGGAGUGGCAGCCAAGCCUAUUGUCCAAGCCCAGGAUCACCAGCCUUGGUUCUGGCAGGUUCAUGGUCGUAGACUUCUUGGAUGCCAUGGUAUUCAACAAGGACUGCAACGAGAUGUGUGUUGACAAGCGAUUCGCCCUCUUCACCGGUAUGGAAGUAGCCUACAGCAACGGCAAAGUCAAGAAUAAUAGCAGAAAUGGUGCCAUCAAAGACAAUGGCAAUGAGAGUGGCAACGAGAAUGGCGACAGAGUCAAGAAUAGCAGAGAUGGUGCCAUCAAAGACAAUGGCAAUGAGAGUGGCAACGGCGAAGUCAAGAAUAGCAGAAAUGGUGCCAUCAAAGACAAUGACCACACUAGUGGUGGCAACGAGAAUGGCGGCAAAGGCAAAGGGGUGGUCCGUGGCCUCCGUAUGAUCAAGCACAAAUCUGCUCGUUACAUGUUAAACAACCAGCAGUGUCUCCAGGAGGUGCUUUGAAUGAUUCAGCAAGGCAGUCAUUUUGAGGGGGUGUUUGUUUCCCAAGGGACUAGACUUUUUCUAGUCUCAGGAACUAAAGAAAAAAGUCCCAGUCUUUUUCUAGUCAAAGUCCCUUCCGUUUGGUUGUGUGUGCAGGCAUUCUGGCACUUAAUUUGCUAUCUAUCAGUCAUAGUGUUACUGCUCUCUGUUUCUGCUCCCUGUUUACAGCAAGGAGUACUGACUGUGGUGCUAAGUCAGCUUAAAUAAUCCAUAUUAUUGUAUGAUGAA
Messenger RNA from Hordeum vulgare subsp. vulgare (domesticated barley), 1731 nucleotides. RefSeq lists its product as uncharacterized. Lineage: Eukaryota; Viridiplantae; Streptophyta; Magnoliopsida; Poales; Poaceae. The coding region runs from base 1 to 1464 and encodes 487 amino acids. The record is from RefSeq and is a predicted model, not a curated record. The transcript has a single exon.